UGAGUGACUGAGAGAGAAGAAUGGAGCGUUUGUUUGUUGCUGGUUUUGUUCUUUUGCUUGCUGUUAGCUUCGCGCAGGCCAAGCAGCGGCCUCCAACUUUCGACGAGAAUUUCUCUGUUAUGUGGGCUGACGACCAUGUACAAACAACUGGAGAAAAUGGGAGCCUUGUGCAGCUGAUGCUCGAUAGCAACUCUGGAUCCGCCUUCUCGACGAUAAAAAAGUACCUGUUUGGAUUCAUCAGCAUGAAUCUCAAGCUGGUUCCGGGUGAUUCAGCCGGAGUUGUCACUGCUUACUACCUAUCGUCCGAGACCGACAACCGAGAUGAGCUCGACUUCGAGUUCCUUGGCAACCGAUCCGGGCAGCCAUAUACUUUGCAAACCAACGUCUAUAGCAAUGGAAAGGGAGAGAGGGAGCAGCGGCUGAUGCUCUGGUUUGAUCCCUCUCAAGACUUCCACGCUUACUCGUUCCUCUGGAACAAGCAUCACAUUGUGUUCUACGUCGACAAGACCCCCGUCCGCGUCCACAGGCUCACAAGCGCCACCCAAGACGUGUUCCCGUCCAAACAGCCAAUGCGGCUCAUCUCGAGCAUCUGGAACGCCGACGGCUGGGCGACGCGCGGUGGAAAAGAGAAGAUCGACUGGAGUGGAGCGCCGUUCGUGGCGUCCUACGCCGAAUUCGCCGUGGAUGGAUGCGACGAAGGGGACGCUGCGUGCCUCGCAAACACGAGCAGCCACUGGUGGGAUGGGCCGAGUUCGUGGGAGCUGAGCGUUCAAGAAGAGCAAGCGCUGGGCGUGGUGAGAUCCAAGUUCUUGAUAUAUGACUACUGCCUAGACACCAACAGGAAUCCAUCACCUCCCACCGAGUGUAGCGUUAAUCCCAAGUAGAUCCAUCAAAAGUAUGUGCCUUCCAAAACCACAGGGUGGUGCUGCUGGGUAUGUGGUUUCCAGGGGUUUGAGCAUUUGCUCGUGUUAUCACUUAGCUGUGGCAACCAAACUGUGACAAGAACGCCGCGGGAUGGUGGGUGACACAGCUAAUAACGAAUGUGGCCCUCAACGCAAGCUCGGA
This is a messenger RNA of Selaginella moellendorffii, 1065 nucleotides long. Its product is annotated as probable xyloglucan endotransglucosylase/hydrolase protein 8. Gene Ontology annotation, biological process: xyloglucan metabolic process; cell wall biogenesis. NCBI's taxonomy places the organism in Eukaryota, Viridiplantae, Streptophyta, Lycopodiopsida, Selaginellales, Selaginellaceae. Gene Ontology annotation, molecular function: hydrolase activity, hydrolyzing O-glycosyl compounds; xyloglucan:xyloglucosyl transferase activity. The transcript has 4 exons. The coding region runs from base 21 to 884 and encodes 287 amino acids. The record is from RefSeq and is a predicted model, not a curated record. Gene Ontology annotation, cellular component: apoplast; cell wall.